AUGGAAGAUAGGACUAAUUAGCUUAUGAACUUUGUGCUAAAUGAUUAAAAGCAUUUAAGAAGAUACCUUGAGUCUCCUUCAGUUUUUAAGCAAUAAAAAAAGUCAUUAUUAAAAUAAGAAUUAAAUACUAAUUCAAAACCCCUUCUAAAAGGAUAGUUUUUUUCCUACAGCAAGUUGCUCAAGAAUUUCAAAUUAUUUUAUUUUGAACUCUACAAUAACAUUCUCAUAAAAUACUAAGAUAAAACUAAGGCUCCUCCUGUUGAGCACGUAUAUCUUCAGUAUUGCUAAAUUGGUGAGGAGAAUGAAAUAAUUGGUGAUAGUGUAGCUUAUGGCAUUACUCUUUAAAAUGAAGAAGAAAUAGCAAAACUCGUUACAGACAAAUUCAAUAGUCAUAAGGUUUGGAUGAAGGCUUUAAGAAAAUUUUGUAGAUAAACUAACUUCACUCAUAGAUAUAAGGUAGAAACUAGAAUGUACGAUCAUUUUUAUAGAUGCGUAGAUAAAAAGAAGAAAAUGUAUGCAGCUGUAAAAAUAGUAAACAAAAAAGGACUCAAACCAGAAUAAAAAUAAUUUGUAAAUUAAGAAAUACAAAUAUUUAGGAGGAUUUAGAGCCCACUUCUCCCUCGUUUAAAAAAAAUAUAUGAAGACGAAAGCUAUAUUUACAUGACGUUUGAGUACUUUUAAGGAGAAGAUUUAUUUAGAAUAGUUUGUGCAUCUAAAUUAGAAGAAAUAGCUAUUGCUACUCUCACUCAUCAUGUUCUGAAAGGCUUAAAAAGUCUUCAUUCUUAGAACGUUUUUCAUGGAAAUCUUAAGUUAGAAAAUAUUAUAUUUGGUGCUACUUAAAGAGAAGAAAACGAGAUCUUCUUAAUUAAUUUGAAAUACAAUGAAGAAAUUACAGAAUUUUAUCGUGAACGUCUCAUAAAGAAAGGAACAAAUUUAUACGUAGCACCAGAAGUUCUGGAGGGUGGUAAAAUAGGACCUGAAAUGGAUAUGUUUGCUUUAGGAGUGUGCGUUUUUUAUAUGGCUUUUGGAAAAUAUCCAUAUUCUCGUAUUGAAAAAAUAACAUAAACCUCAUCUAAUACUCCUAUUACUAACAAUACAACUGGAAAUUAAAAUGGUUAACAAAAUAAUUAAUAAAAUAAUUAGACUAACUCAAACAAUAUUGCUAAAUAUAAAUAUGACUUAGAUUUAAAGAUUUUAGAAAAUUUGUAAAAGGAAAAAAAGCUAAAUCCUUCAAAAACGAACAAUCAUAUUUUGAGUGCAAGUGGAAUUGAUUUCCUAAUGAGGCUACUUGAUGUUAAUCCUGAAACUCGUUUGCAAGCAUCAUAAGCUCUAACACAUCACUGGUUUAUUAAUUUUACUACCAAGCCAACUGAUAGCAAAAAAAUAGCUGAAUUUCGCUAAAGUAAAAAGAUGCAAAGUCUUAUCACCAUAUUAGAAUGCUCAGAGAUGAGUGAAAGAGAAUUAGAUCACACACGUCUUUCCAAGCUACGCGGAUUAACAUUUCAAAGUAUUCACACUUAGCAAACGAAUCGAACUUAAACCAAUAUUACUGAUGUUAAUUAUAUGAAUAAAUCUCAAAACCAAAAUAACUAAAACAGUAUUAAUAAUAUGAAUACAAGCUUUUAUAACAACAUCAACAAUAAUAAUGACGUAUCCACAGUCUAUACCUAAGGUGGAGAUUUUAUUAGUGAUGAAGGAAGUGUUUUAAAUAAUUUAAUGCAAACUUUAGUUUAACCUCUAUAACCAAAAUUGAAAAAUAGAGAUAGAGGUUAAACAAACCCUUAGAUAUCAAGCGCAUAUAACUCAACAGAAUAAACAAGUACAAAAUUUGAAUACACUAGGGCUAAGUCAAAUUCAAUGCAUGACGAUACUUAAAAAAUAAUUUGA
This is a messenger RNA of Tetrahymena thermophila SB210, 1887 nucleotides long. Its product is annotated as Serine/Threonine kinase domain protein. Gene Ontology annotation, cellular component: cytoplasm; nucleus. The record is from RefSeq and is a predicted model, not a curated record. Lineage: Eukaryota; Ciliophora; Oligohymenophorea; Hymenostomatida; Tetrahymenidae. Gene Ontology annotation, molecular function: calcium-dependent protein serine/threonine kinase activity; ATP binding; calcium/calmodulin-dependent protein kinase activity. The transcript is spliced from 2 exons. Gene Ontology annotation, biological process: intracellular signal transduction; peptidyl-serine phosphorylation; protein autophosphorylation.